Prunus mume (Japanese apricot) is the source of this 2377-nucleotide messenger RNA. The record is from RefSeq and is a predicted model, not a curated record. Lineage: Eukaryota; Viridiplantae; Streptophyta; Magnoliopsida; Rosales; Rosaceae.
CGCCAUCUUGGCCGUCCAUAUUAAAUUUCUCGACGAAGAAAGUGGAAUACCCAAUAAAAAAGGUAAAGUCCGAUCCAAAGCCAAGUCCGAGAAUCUGUUUCCAUUGCUUUUGUUUUUGUUCUGUUUUCAUUUUUGUUUUCUUUGAAAACAGAAGAAAGAAACAAAAAACGCAACUUUACCCAUCUGUCUUCUCUUGAGCGUUGUCUCUAAUUCUCAUUUGCAAGAACACUAUAGGGGUUCAGCCAAAAAAAGGUUUUUGAUUUGUGUUCUGCUUCGAAACGAUGGCGUUUUGGUGGCCUCUGCUCGUCCUCGGAUUCGCUUACGCCAUUUGCAAAUUCCUCUUUAUGCUCAUUCCCCCUAAUGUGCCUUCCAUCGAAGUCGAUGCUUCUGAUGUGUUGGAUGAUGGGAACCAGACGCAGGAGAAUGGUUUCAUAUAUGUACCUCCGAGGGGAAGGACGCCGCAAGCUGAUACAAAGGUUCAGUGCUAUGAACCUGCAACCAUGAAAUACUUGGGAUAUUUCCCUGCACUGACACCAGAUGAGGUCAAGGAGCGGGUAGCACAAGCAAGGAAGGCACAGAAAAUAUGGGCAAAGAGUAGCUUCAAGCAAAGACGCCAGUUUCUCCGGAUUCUUCUAAAGUAUAUAAUUGAACACCAAGAGCUUAUAUGUGAAAUAUCUUCACGUGAUACGGGGAAGACGAUGGUAGAUGCCUCUCUAGGGGAAAUAAUGACAACAUGUGAGAAGAUCACUUGGCUCCUUUCAGAGGGUGAGCGUUGGCUAAAGCCUGAAUACAGAUGUUCUGGAAGGUCAAUGCUUCACAAGAAAUCCAAAGUGGAAUUCCACCCUCUUGGCGUCAUUGGUGCCAUUGUGUCAUGGAAUUAUCCUUUUCAUAAUAUCUUUAAUCCAAUGCUGGCAGCAGUUUUUUCUGGAAAUAGUAUUGUGAUUAAGGUUUCAGAACAUGCAAGUUGGUCUGGUUGUUUCUACUUCCGAAUAAUCCAAUCAGCCCUUGCUGCUGUAGGAGCACCUGAAAAUCUAGUUGACGUCAUAACUGGGUUCGCUGAAACUGGAGAAGCGCUGGUGUCUUCUGUUGACAAGAUAAUAUUUGUCGGAUCACCUGGUGUGGGUAAGAUGAUAAUGAGAAAUGCUGCUGAGAUGCUUAUACCAGUUACACUAGAACUUGGUGGAAAAGAUGCAUUUAUUGUUUGUGAAGAUGCAGAUGUGGAACAUGUUGCCCAAAUUGCUGUGAGAGCUGUUCUUCAGUCAAGUGGACAGAACUGUGCUGGGGCUGAGAGAUUUUAUGUUCAUGAGGACAUUUAUUCUUCAUUUGUCAGCCAAGUUUCCAAGAUUGUAAAAUCUGUUACUGCUGGUCCACCACUUGCUGGAAAGUAUGAUAUGGGAGCUAUAUGUUUGCAAGAGCACUCUGAAAGGCUUCAAAACCUUGUAAAUGAUGCCUUAGACAAAGGAGCAAAAUUUGUUGUUCGGGGAAGUGUUGGCCAUAUAGGUGAAGGUGCAGUUGAUCAGUUUUUCCCACCUACUGUAAUAGAAAAUGUAAAUCACACGAUGAAGUUGAUGCAAGAGGAGGCAUUUGGACCAAUCAUGCCAAUAAUGAAAUUUAGCACUGAUGAAGAGGCUGUCAAGCUUGCUAAUGACUCAAAAUAUGGACUUGGCUGUGCUGUUUUUUCUGGCAGCCAGCGUCGUGCAAAAGAGAUAGCUUCCCAGAUACAUUGUGGAGUUGCUGCAAUCAAUGAUUUCGCAUCAACAUACAUGUGUCAGUCCCUGCCAUUUGGCGGUGUAAAAGACAGUGGAUUUGGAAGAUUUGCUGGUGUAGAAGGAUUGCGAGCUUGUUGUCUUGUAAAGUCAGUUGUUGAGGAUAGAUGGUGGCCGUACAUUAAAACCAAGAUACCAAAGCCUAUUCAGUAUCCUAUUGGGGAGAAUGGUUUUGAGUUCCAGGAGUCACUUGUUGAAGCACUCUAUGGCAUGAACAUUUGGGACCGUUUGCGAGCAUUGGUUAAUGUUCUAAAGAUUCUUACAGAGCAAAACUCUCCUGCUAACAGUAAGAGAAGAGAUGACUGAGUGGGGCACAUGAGGAUUGGAACAUUUCAUCAGUUAACCGAGUUCUAAUAUAUUGUGGAUUUUGAGUUCCCAUAGAUCUCAGAAUCAUGGCUAUUGUUGAGCAUCAACCUAAUGGCGUCUGUUUUUCCUUCUGGUUAUUUUUUAGUUACAGAAUGCUUCUGCGUCGAAUGUCUUGUCAAAUCCUUUCAAGGAAAUUCUGAUUUUGAAUAUAGAACAGAGUUUUGUUUGAAGCAACGAUCGCGGCUGGUAUUUUGGGUCUCUCUAAGACUUGUAGAAAUACUGAUUUUGUAGAUUAUUUUGAACAA